Peromyscus maniculatus bairdii (prairie deer mouse) is the source of this 1888-nucleotide messenger RNA. RefSeq names its product family with sequence similarity 219 member A (gene Fam219a). Lineage: Eukaryota; Metazoa; Chordata; Mammalia; Rodentia; Cricetidae. The record is from RefSeq and is a predicted model, not a curated record.
ACUGGGAGCUCCCGCAAGUGGGCAGGGCUGGGGCGCCCAGGCACCGCCUUCUCAUGAAUAAUGCAGGAUCCGGGCGGUGUCCCGGACCCGGAAGUGGAGUUGCAGAGUCACCGCAGUGGCUGAGCUGCUGACAGGAGGCGGCGGCGGAGGAGGAGGCGAGGCAAGACCUGCGGCUCCGCGGGGCCACUGCCGCGGUAGCUCUAGGCAACCCCACGGAGCUUACGCCGGCCCCAGUCAGCCCGCGAGCCUCUCGCCGCCUGUCCGUCCUUCCAUCCGCUUUUUCGCCCUACGGGUCCGGGGCGGCCUAGUCUGCAUCAUCUGCCGGGCUUCUGGGGCCGCCGCCCCGCGCGGUCCCGUCGGCGUCCCUGGCCGCGCCCGGCCCCUGGCCCGCUCGCCCACCGGCACCAUGAUGGAGGAGAUCGACCGGUUCCAGGUGCCCACCGCGCACUCGGAGAUGCAGCCGCUGGACCCAGCUGCCGCCUCGAUCUCAGACGGAGACUGUGACGCCCGGGAGGGUGAGUCAGUAGCCAUGAAUUACAAACCCUCCCCGCUCCAAGUGAAGCUGGAGAAGCAGCGGGAGCUGGCCCGGAAGGGUUCCCUGAAGAAUGGCAGCAUGGGCAGCCCUGUGAACCAGCAACCCAAGAAGAACAAUGUCAUGGCCCGGACGAGGCUGGUCGUCCCUAAUAAAGGCUACUCCUCGCUUGACCAGAGCCCUGAUGAGAAGCCACUGGUAGCGCUGGACACAGACAGCGAUGAUGACUUUGACAUGUCCAGAUACUCUUCCUCUGGCUAUUCCUCUGCCGAGAUCAACCAAGAUUUGAACAUCCAGCUGCUGAAGGACGGCUACCGGUUAGACGAGAUCCCCGACGAUGAGGACCUAGAUCUCAUCCCCCCCAAGUCCGUGAACCCCACCUGCAUGUGCUGCCAGGCCACUUCCUCCACCGCCUGCCACAUUCAGUAGCGGGCGGGGUCGCCGCGGCGCACGGGGCGGGGCCGAGUCGGGCCAGGUGGGGCGGGCAGGGGCAGACCCUACCCAGCUGGCCCACCGGCCCCCCUUACAGCCCCGAGCCCUUACAGCCGCCAACCUCGUAACAGUCAUUGCUUCCUCCUAUGGUAGGACGUGUACCUCUGUGUGUUCAUGGAGCCAGAGAAACCAAAACCGGGUCUGUCUCCAGCCCCGGGGCUGGGGGGGUGGGGGCACUGUAUGUUCAGUUACUUGGGGGAACUACACCCAAGCACCCUGCCACCUCUCCCCAGAGCCGCAAUCAGGGGCAGCACUGAAGGCCAGGAGGCCAACUGUAAGCAGUCGGGUGAAGGGAUCACAAGGCCGGGGGUUUGGCCCCAGUGCCAGUGAAGCCAUGAAUUCCCCAACUCCAGCCUGGAAAGGAAGGAAAGGGGGUUGGGAAAGAAAAGGCCCCAAGCAACGGGGACGAUUCUCAACACCUGGGAGCCCUCCCCACCCUGUGCCAGCCCGGAUACCUAUUUGUGUUUCCGCCUCAUCUCCAGAUGGGAAGCCCGCGGCAAAGCUGUCCAAAGGGCACCGCCUCUCCACGAGAUCACUGCCUUCUCCCUCUGCUCUGUCCGCUCCCCCUUCCUUCCUUGCUGAGGAUUGGGGGCGGGAAUCUCGGAGAGAGGCCAGGUUUGGGGGUGGUAGGGCCUGUUCUCAGAGCCUCUAACCAAUGCAUCUGUCUCUCUACCCUGUCUUCCCCUCUCCCAGUCUCCUGACUAUUGGUUCCAGGCUAGAAGCGAGAGAUAAGGCUGGCCCCCAGUUCCCAUUUCCCCCAGCCUGAGGUCCAGGAGGCUGGCUUCCAGAAAGGCCCUUCAAGGGCAAGCUUAAGAAAAUAGUGCACCAAGUGACUGUGUGGAUGUGGUAGGGUGUGUGUGUGUA